GAUGAUACAUUUAGCGGCCGUGUUCCUAAAGGUUGGUAUUAUUAGUGGUGUGAUACCUACUUCCGGAAGUCGUUAGAGGGCGGGAUUCUCCAACUAGAAGAGCAGACUUUACAGUGUCACCACAGAGAACAGACGUUCUAACAGAUUACAGAAUAAAACUAUAGAGUAGCAGUCUUCUAGACCUACCUAUUUUCAACAGAUAUACAGACAGAAAUAAGAUAUGGCUGUACCAUCAAGUAACGUCAAGGACUUCCUGACCACAGUUGAAGAACACCUAGAAAGGGGUCAUGUCUAUUUUUCAGCCGAUGACUUCGUCAAGAACCUUUCACUUUGCCCAAGAUUGGCAGGGAGGGAAAAGGCUGAACUUCUGCUAAACACCCUGUUGAAAAUGGUAAAACUUGCGAAGGAAAAGAAAGAUGCCACCAGAAACAAAAGAAGGCUCACACAGUGGCUAAAAGAGGCAGCACACAGUAUGUUGACCUUCCAAGUAGCCAACAGGGAUUGGAUAAGCAACAAUGUUUGGAAGCUCCCGGAUCUACCUAAACCCGUGGAACAAGUAUAUGAUCCAACAAAAGGGAAAAGGGACAUCCGAUACUUUCCAACUUCAAAAUCAGAUAAAGCGUUGGAAAAAGAAGUAGGAGACGAAAGUGUUGAUGAAGAUGUAUUGGAUUUGGAGUUAAACGAAGACGAACUUCUUGCGUCACCAAGAGUCCAGUCUAAUACAGAAACUGCAGCGGAUCCAACACAACCCAUGGAAGUGGAUCAGCAGGCAGAUUCACCAUCAGCUACUGCCAUAGUCAGUCCCAGGAAGUCUCCAAGACUGGCUGAGAAAUCCAGGAUUUCACCGGUAAAAGCACCUCCUCAGGAAGUCGCCAAGCCAAAGUCUCCUAAAGCUUCCAAGAGAUCUACAGACAAGGAAGACCAGAAGAGGGCUUCUAGCUCCUCUUCUAGACAUCCAAAAGAACAUAGACCAAAGGACAAAGAAGACCAGAAGAGGGCUUCUAGCUCCUCAUCUGGACAUCUGAGAGAGAAUAGACAUGAACCCAGAAGGCACUCUGAAGAUACUUCUAGGACAUCAAGUAUGGCUGAAGACAGAAAGAAGCAUUCAGACCGUUCUAAGUCUCGCCAGGAUGACCGGGCUUCUAGUUCAUCUCAUCAUCACCAAGAACGGGAUGCUUACUCCGUAGCAAAAUCGAGGCCACAUUCCAGUACCUCCAGUGGGGCUUCUAGCUCGGGGAAGAACUGGAAUGAGAAGGCACCAAGAUCAUCAGAUCGAACCGGCUUCAGAGAUGUUGAACGCCACGUGACAUUUGGCAGAGGUAUGACCGUUGAUUACCAACAAGCGACUGUAGGCCUGAAGAAGAGAUCAGCUACUGCAGUCCCUCUAGAAUCUUUGGUUAUAUCUACAACAGUUCUGAAGAAACAGAAGACUGAUGAUAUUCUGCAUCAGGUCAAAAAAAACGGUAGAGGAAAGAAGAAAAUCCUCGGGUAA
Molecule: messenger RNA, 1492 nt
Organism: Mercenaria mercenaria
Lineage: Eukaryota; Metazoa; Mollusca; Bivalvia; Venerida; Veneridae
Exons: 3
Coding region: 221-1492 (423 amino acids)
Source: RefSeq, a predicted model, not a curated record